Molecule: messenger RNA, 741 nt
Organism: Iphiclides podalirius (scarce swallowtail)
Lineage: Eukaryota; Metazoa; Arthropoda; Insecta; Lepidoptera; Papilionidae
Source: the annotation of a GenBank genome assembly
AUGGAGCUGAACUUCGUAACCACCUUGAUCAAACACGAUGUGAACCAUAAUGUGAAACAGUGCUUCAAAACCAAAAAACCGUUCAUAACUAGGAAAGAAGAAGUGAUGGCUAUAAAAAGUAAAUUUCCUACAAAGAUACCGUUAAUAGUUGAGAGAUACCAUAAAGAACGCAAUUUACCAACACUCGACAAAACAAAAUUUCUGGUUCCCGAAGAUAUAACAAUGUCACAAUUUCUCGUCAUUAUAAGAAACAGAAUAAGGAUCAAGCCCAAUCAGGCACUCUACUUGAUUAUCAACAACAGGUCCAUGCUAAGCAUGAGCCUGACUAUGGCUCAAGCGUACGAACACUACGGCGACGAAGACGGCUUCCUUUAUAUCACAUACGCCUCACAAGAAGUGUUCGGCUACCAAGACGAUAUGACUGGUUCAAGUCAAGAAGUCAAAGCGAUCAGACAUCGUUUCCCGAAUAAAAUUCCGUUGUAUGUAGAGCGAUACGCAAGGGAGAAGGAAGUACCGGCGCUGGGCAGAAGCAAAUUCCUCGUGCCACAAGAGCUGACAAUGUCCCAGUUCCUCUACAUUAUAAGGACGAAAAUGAAAUUGAGGGAUACACAGGCGCUAUAUUUGCUGGUUAACGACAAAGUAUUGGUGAGCCACAGCAUGACAAUGGCGCAGGCCUACGAACAGUUCCGCGGUCAUGACGGUUUCCUCCACAUAACGUACGCAACGCAGCAAGUAUUCGGU